Molecule: messenger RNA, 1915 nt
Organism: Astrephomene gubernaculifera
Lineage: Eukaryota; Viridiplantae; Chlorophyta; Chlorophyceae; Chlamydomonadales; Astrephomenaceae
Source: the annotation of a GenBank genome assembly
AAAGCAGGAACGUCGUACACUGUCAGCAACAAUGGGGAAGGAUGAGCAAAACGCACUUGUAAAUACAUAAGUCCACGCAGCAUUAAUACGAGAAGAGUCAAAAGAGACACCCACAUACGUUUCGCCUCGCUCUAGAACUUAAUUAUCGUUUAUAGAAAGACACCAACGGAAUUUUCCUGCGUCAUAACAAUCAACAUUAAUUAAUACAUAGCUAAAAUGUUGUUGCCUCGGUCGUGGCGAGUAGCUUGCAGCUUCUAAGGAGGACCAUACGUCCCGACCCUUGCGGGUAGCAUACGGAAAUGGCAACUUUAACAUACACUGUAUUUUCCUUAGGAGAGGCGCAGCUACACCAGCUUCACACUAGCAAUGGAAAGCUUUUUGUUAUGGGGGAGGUUGCGGUGGAGCUGUUCCAGGAGAGUCCCACAGCCUUCCUACAGGAACUGCGGAAGAAUAAGCUCUCGAAACUCCAAUCAGCAAAUCGCGAUGUGUUGCAUACGGUUGCCGAGCUGCACCUGCCCGUGGAGAGCAGUGCAAACACCCAGGGCGUGUGUCUCUUGCCAGCGUCAACGGUGGAAACCUUGUUGGUGGACAAGCGGAGAAUAGAGCUGGUGCAGCCCUUUAAGCUUGCGCUGCUAAAACUGGCGUCUCAGGAAGCCGCCCGGCUCAUGGCGGCCGGCGAGUACGAGCUGGCCCUCCCCGUGGCCCUGGACGCCGUGCAGCAGGGCCAGGCGCUGUUCAAGCCCGCCCCCGCGCUGCAGCUCUUCCCGCUCUACCUGCUGGCCGCCCAAGCCAACCUGGGGCUGCGGCGCGCCAAGCAGUGCGAGGACUUCCUGGCGCUGGCCUCCUGGCUGGCCAUGAAGGAGCCGGGGCUGACCACCAGCAUCAUGAAGAGCCAGCUCAGCAGGCUGUACGGGCAGCUGUACGCCUUCCAGUCCAAGCACGCGGAGGCGCUGCAUGCGUUCGCGGAGGACGUGUACUACUGCUCGCUGGAGUACGGCCCCGAGGAUGUGCGCACCUCGCUGGGCUACUACAACAUGGGCAAGGUGUUCCAGUCCGCGGGCGACCCGGACAAGGCCGCCUCCUGCAACGACCAGGUGGUGGCCAUCUGGGCCACCGCGCUCAACGCCGUGGUGCUGGGGCUGGUGGACAGCGGCAGCGGCCGGCCUGCGCCCGUGCAGCUGCCGGUGGGGCGGCUGCAGCUGAUGGAGGUGGUAGACAUGCUGGCGGACAUUGCGCGCACGCGGGCGGGGGCGCUGGGCGCGGGGCACGUGACGGUGGGCGAGGCGCACCUUGUGACGGCGCUGGCGCUGAUCCAGCUGGAGGAGCGGGGGCGGGCGGCGGAGGAGCUGGAGGCGGCGGCGGCUACGUUUGGGGCGGAGGACGGGGAGCGCAUGCGACUGGUGGAGAUGGCACGGGUGAUGCUGAAGGCGCUGGGAGGGUGAGAGAGGAGGGUGCGAAGGGAGGGGUAAUGGCCGAGCGAGGAAAGUGCUGUGACCGAACAGAGGCCUUCAAGGAAGGGAGUUCAGCCGGUGACAGACCGCCUGACGGUGUACUUGAUAGGGAUUACUGCUCGGCUGCUUGUUCAGGGUGCCGGAGAGCUGCUUACAUGUGCAGCUAAAUAGUAGUAGGAGGUGGAUUGGAGCACAGCACGUAUUGUGGGGAGGUUCCCAAAAACUGGGAUGACGGCAUGGAUGAUGAGAUGAGAUGAGGAGGGCGUAGCCAAGAUGCGAUGUGGAUUAUCGUGCUGCGGAACUGCCCAUUGGCGAGGCGUUUCGCAAUGUUCCCCAUGAAUUGCAGUUGGGAAGAAACCGUGCCCACGGUGACCCACGGUUCUAUCCUAGAAGUCUUAUCGGUUAUUGCACUAUGCUAUUGCAAAUGCAGUCGGACAUGAUCUGUAAUGGACAUGGCAGUGCUA